CAGCAGUCUUAUCACAGUUGGAAAGAAGCUGUUCCCAAAUCUGGCCAUACAAGUCUUCAAGUUCCUAAGCCUUUUCCCGGAUGGAAGAGGGACGAAAAGUGUGUUGGCUGGGUGGGUCGUGUCCUUGAUUAUCCCGGCAGCACUGCUCCGACAGCGUGCGGUGUAAAGUGAGUCCAAGGAUGGAAGAUUGGUUUGUGUGAUGUGCUGUACCGUGUUCACGAUCUUCUGCAGCUUCUUCCGGUCUUGGACAGGACAACUUCCAUAUCAGCCUCUGUAAAGGGAAAACCCAAACUUGCACCACCGCCUACCCAUGACACAACCAGAAGGCAAUAAAUACAGAUGGCACUUUCUGUUAAUUAGAUACAGACUGCACCAGUGCAACAACAAUCAGAAGAAGAUCAUUUGAAAGAGUGCACCACCAUGAACAGCAAACUUAGCUUCAUUGUCCUCACUCUCGUCUUAUUUUAUGUGUCUUCCAUAAAAGCUGCAUCAGUUUUGAGAUCAGGAAUGGACCUGCGCUGUCAGUGCAUCAAACCAUCCUCAAAUUUCAUCCAUCCAAAGUUCAUGAAGAAUAUUGAAAUUAUUCCCAGUGGUCCUCACUGUGAGAAGGUAGAAAUCAUUGCCACUCUUCAGCAUACUAAAGUCUGCCUGGAUCCUGAAUCCCCUUGGGUACAAAAAAUUAUAAACAAGAUACUCAGCGGUUCCCAGACUGAUACGGUUCAAUAAGGAGAAGCUCAGAACCAGAGAGUGAAGUGGCUGAAAUGUUAUUCAUACCAGAGACACAGAAUCUUGCAUCUUGUUCAGAUUUAUGCUGGGGGGUUUAACAGCCUGUGAAUCUGUAACAGGUUUUAAACUGUGUUUUAUAUUUAUACAUUUAUCUGUUGGUGUUAGCGCUUGGGGGAAGACUAUUUAUAAAUUUAUUUAUAUAGUAAAGCCAAUGCUUGAAGAAUGAAAUGCAUUUCUUUUGUUAUUGAGUCAUAUCAUGCAUUAUUUUAACAAACUGUGAAUACGUCAGAGAUCACCAUCACAAAUAGGUAGAAAGCAAAUCUAAAAUAAAUUCCAAAAUGGUCUUCAGUGGAGCCAACAAUGCAAGCACAAGUGGUCUGAGCCAUAUUUGCAUGACCAGGGAGCAGGUAAUGCGAGGCUGCCAGUUCCAAAUCCUUUCAAUGAAGAAACGCAAGACUGCAGGUUCUGCAAUCUGGAGCAACAGACAAUCUGCUAGAAGAACUCAGUGGGUUAAACUGCAUUCGACCUGUUCCAGGGUUUUGACCCGAAACAUGGACAAUUCCUUUUCUCCCACAGGUGCUGUUUGACCUACUGAUUCCUUCACAAUUGUUCGUUGUAAACGCUGCAGGUUAUACUUAAUCAACAUUGUAAGGUAAAGUCUACCAACUAUUUAUUGUAAAAUACAACUAAGUAUUUAUGUAUGUCCAAUGAUUUCAUCAAAGGAUUACAUUUGGCUCCAUUAUAAUAAUGUUAUCUUAACAACAGGAAAAUAAUGCUACAGAAAUAUAUCUUUUGAUUAUAUAAUGUGAAAUUUUCAAUGCAUUUCAUCAACUAGAUUUUUAUAUGUAGUUACUCAGAGAUAAAUUACUUUGUAUAUUGAUUGUAUGGCAUUAAAUACGCUCUUUUAGUUUCAAAUAAGCCUAAAAUUAUUAUUAUUAUUAUUAUUAUUAUUAAAAUAUUUGGAG
Mobula hypostoma (lesser devil ray) is the source of this 1691-nucleotide messenger RNA. Its product is annotated as interleukin-8-like. Bases 421 to 726 code for a protein of 101 amino acids. Gene Ontology annotation, molecular function: chemokine activity. Gene Ontology annotation, biological process: immune response; chemotaxis; defense response. The record is from RefSeq and is a predicted model, not a curated record. Lineage: Eukaryota; Metazoa; Chordata; Chondrichthyes; Myliobatiformes; Myliobatidae. Gene Ontology annotation, cellular component: extracellular region. The transcript is spliced from 5 exons.